UCCACUAUGGACAGAGCCAGCGUGGAGUGGCUGUCUGUCCGCCACAGACCCAGCUGACAUGGGGACGGUCAGAGCCACACAGCUGUGCUGGACGAUCCUCAGCCUCCUCCUACUCCAAGGCCACCACUCCCAGCCUACUCCUAGCCUUCAGGGAGCCUUCAGCAGCCAAAGUCUGACCACAGAGCCACUUUCUUCCAAUACAGCAGCUCCGGAGAAGGUCUCACAGGUCCUCGAGGCAGCCAAUAAAUCCGGGACACAGAACACGAGCACUGUGGAUGGUCACUCCCAUUUCCUGAAUGGGUCCCAGACACAGACGUACACACCAGGACUUGACACCUCUCAAAAUGUUCCUCCCACACCAACCACCGUCAGCCUGAGGACAAGGGAAGACUCGACCAUCCUGCCCAGCCCCACAUCAGAGACGGUGCUCACUGUGGCUGCAUUUGGUGUUAUCAGCUUCAUUGUCAUCCUGGUGGUUGUGGUGAUCAUCCUAGUGAGUGUGGUCAGUCUAAGGUUUAAGUGUCGGAAGAACAAGGAGUCAGAAGAUCCCCAGAAACCUGGGAGUUCAGGGUUAUCCGAAAGCUGCUCUACAGCUAAUGGGGAGAAAGAUAGCAUCACCCUGAUCUCCAUGAAGAAUAUCAACAUGAAUAACAGCAAAGGAUGCCCCACAGCAGAGAAGGUUCUUUAGAAGCAAUGUUGGGUCCCCAUGUGUCCAAGGAUGACGCAACUGCCCUGUGAUCGUAACGAGGAAGGCGAUGGGAUUGGUAGAGGCUAUGAAUCACACAUAAAUUAUUUUAUUAUUUCCCACUUCAAGAUCUACAGGACACUAGCAUUCCUCCAGAUCUAGGAGCAAGCUACCAAUAGGAGAGACUCCCAUAUGGGCAGCCAUUCUAGAAACGUAGCUUGCUCCUCCCACCUGCUCACAGUCACAGGAAGGAGUCGUCUGUAGAGCAAGAGCAAGGAAAAUGACAAAGUGGAGUGGCCCUUGCUAUUUUGCAUUAAAAUUAUUUUCUGGCUUGCA
Hyaena hyaena (striped hyena) is the source of this 1021-nucleotide messenger RNA. It is a transcript of the gene ECSCR, whose product is annotated as endothelial cell surface expressed chemotaxis and apoptosis regulator. The record is from RefSeq and is a predicted model, not a curated record. Bases 59 to 688 code for a protein of 209 amino acids. Gene Ontology annotation, cellular component: plasma membrane; cytosol. Gene Ontology annotation, biological process: negative regulation of angiogenesis; positive regulation of endothelial cell apoptotic process; positive regulation of proteasomal protein catabolic process. NCBI's taxonomy places the organism in Eukaryota, Metazoa, Chordata, Mammalia, Carnivora, Hyaenidae. The transcript has 9 exons.